Molecule: messenger RNA, 804 nt
Organism: Plasmodium cynomolgi strain B
Lineage: Eukaryota; Apicomplexa; Aconoidasida; Haemosporida; Plasmodiidae
Exons: 1
Source: RefSeq, a predicted model, not a curated record
UACGAUUCUUUUGAGCAAUAUAGGCAUAAUCAUGAUGUAUAUGUGAAUGUUGAAAAUUUUUUGGCAAAUGAACUUGAUUCAUUUCCGAAUGAUAUUCUAGGAGAGGAAACAGAAAAUAAGUCUGAUAUUUCUAAAGAUUGCUUGAGACUAAAAAAAUACUUAAUAAAAUUCCAAAAUGAGGAUGGUUGUAAAAAGGAAAAUUGUUGUCAAUACAUAAACUACUUGUUAAAUAAAGCAGUACGCACGUAUUAUAAAUCAAAUAAAUCUAUUUUUGAUAUUUAUAUUAAAUAUAUGAACCAUGAGAGUAAUAGCAUGAUAAAGAAUUCAUGGUUACCGGAAAUAAAUUACAUGGAAAUAGAUAAAUAUAAUAAAAUUGAUAAAUUAUAUAGUGUAUACAAAAAUUGUAUGUUUAAGAACUCUAAAAUGCAUGAUAGUAUAUCAUGUCAUUAUGCUAAAUUAUGCGCUAACUCAUAUAAUAAUAUAAUGUACCUUAAUGUAAAAUUAGAUGACACUAAAUUUUGUAAAAAAUUAAAAGAACUUAAGGUUUUUCUUGAAGAGAAUGAACCACCCCUAACAAGUUACUGCGAUUUGAAACAUUCGGUUUCACUUUUUUACCCUUAUGUUUGCAACGAUCUACUACAGAAAUCAGAAAAAAUAAAGGAAAAUAUGGUAACCACGAAUAUGGGAAUAGAAUUACAAGGAACACUAGUAGUACCAUCAGUAGAACAAAGACAAAGAAUACCUGAAGUAGGAUCACCUGCAGUACCAGAAGGAGGAAUGGAUACAGAAGAAACUGUCACCCCA